AUGCUUGUAGCUGUGGGGACAUUGUGGUCUGAAAACAGCAGUGCGUCCCGGCCAUCAGAGUUUCCUAUCACUGCAGAAUGGGAGCUUGUCCGUACCAUCAUUCCCCCGUACAUUUUCACGUUGUCUCUGUUAGGCCUGCUCUUAAACAUCUUUGUCCUGGGUGUGUUCUUCGCCCACAAGGAUCGACUGACUGUAGCAGAGAUCUACCUGAGCAACCUGGCGCUGGCUGACAUUAUUCUCCUGUGUGCCCUCCCUUUCUGGGCGAUGAACAUCCUCAACAACUUUAACUGGCCGUACGGAGACGCGUUAUGCAAACUGGUCAACUCCAUCAUCAUCCUCCAUUUCUACACUAAUAUCUUCACCCUAGUCAUGAUUAGUGUUGACCGCUACCUGGCACUUGUAAAGACCAUGAAGGCCAGGUGGCUAAGACAGACACUCUAUGCCAAAGUGAUCUGUUUCCUCCUGUGGAUUUUAGCUCUUGCUUUGAGCAUACCAACAAUGGUUCACAGAAAAGUGACGUUCAUACAGGAGAUCGGAACAAUGUCCUGUAUUUUGGAUUAUAGUCAAGGCGACUCUUGGAAGUUGGCCCAUCAGAUUCUGAUGAAUGUUGUUGGCUUUGUACUGCCUGUUCUGAUAUUUGUUUUCAGCAGUGGGAACAUAAUCAAGGCUUUAGUUCAGAGAAAGGAGAGGGUUGCAUUCCAUGACAUUAAUGACACAAAAGCCACAGUACUUUUGUAUGCUGUCACACUACUAUUCUUACUGUGUUGGGGCCCUUUCCAGGUCUUCACCUUCCUCGACACACUCUGUGAUGUCAGAGUGCUGGAUGAGGAAUUGUGGUUCCAUGCUCUCGAUAUAGGAACCCAGAUUUCAGUGUAUCUGGCCUUCCUCAACAGCGCCCUGAACCCACUGCUGUAUGUCCUCUCAGGGCAGUACUUUAGGAGGAAAGUUAGCGCCAUCUACAGGAGGACCAGACAUUAUCGCAGAGGAUCAGAUACGACAAUAUAUCAACGCUCAGUUGUGUCCACUUACAUUAACAGAACAGAGAAAAUUAAGCCAGUGGUCAUUCUAAAUGCAUAG
Messenger RNA from Gymnodraco acuticeps, 1077 nucleotides. It is a transcript of the gene bdkrb1, whose product is annotated as bradykinin receptor B1. Gene Ontology annotation, biological process: neutrophil chemotaxis; response to mechanical stimulus; immune response. Gene Ontology annotation, cellular component: membrane. The record is from RefSeq and is a predicted model, not a curated record. Bases 1 to 1077 code for a protein of 358 amino acids. NCBI's taxonomy places the organism in Eukaryota, Metazoa, Chordata, Actinopteri, Perciformes, Bathydraconidae. The transcript has a single exon. Gene Ontology annotation, molecular function: bradykinin receptor activity.